Molecule: messenger RNA, 1903 nt
Organism: Andrographis paniculata
Lineage: Eukaryota; Viridiplantae; Streptophyta; Magnoliopsida; Lamiales; Acanthaceae
Product: serine/threonine-protein kinase AtPK2/AtPK19-like
Exons: 7
Coding region: 322-1707 (461 amino acids)
Biological process (GO): protein phosphorylation
Molecular function (GO): protein serine/threonine kinase activity; ATP binding
Source: RefSeq, a predicted model, not a curated record
UUCGCAUGUGGUAGUUUAAAAUAAAAGCGGCCACGAGACAACAGAUGCGCUUUCUUCUCCAGACGAAUUCUCUGAACCUGCAAUCUCCAGUUUUCUUCAAGCUUCCUAUUGCCCGAUGUACAUGAAUUCAAGAAGUACUGCUGCAUCGUUCGUUUCCUGUCAAACGGGAAACAACAACAAUCUCCUCUUUGGGGCCGUGAGCUGCUGUUUCUGCCCGUUUCUUGGAAGCCCUGUUUCAUCUGUGAACUUCCUUCUGUUUAAGGCUGUUGUUCGUCGUCUAUUGUUAUCUGUCCUAAUUUAGGCCGCGUCGUCUUUGCAACCAUGGUUUCCUCUCAGUUUCAGCCAACAACUGCAACCAACUUACUGAAGCCUUUCAAAAGCCUCUCGAUUGUCAAGGAAUCCCCUGAAAAUUAUCCAUAUGAUAAUCUGGAGUUGGAGUUUUCAGAUGUAUUUGGUCCUGUACAAUCUCAUGGGCCUUUGCCUCAGAUUUCUGAAGACUCGGCUGAAUUCACUGUCCAUGCUGAAGUGAAUGAAGUCUAUGACGAACCGGAUGUGGUCCAAUGCCGAAAGCAUUCCUAUGUCGGUCCUACAACCAUUAGAAAUCAGCCGCUGCGACUCAGUAGACAAACACCGGAAAUUGUAGGGGAACUCAGCGACGAUUCUGAGGAGAACUUGUCUGAAUCGUACGAUACUCGAGUUGACAGCAACAUGGAGAAAGCAGCGGUGCUUGAGGACUUUGAAUUUUUGAAACUUGUCGGGCAAGGGGCAUUUGGAAAAGUAUACCAAGUCAGGAAGAUCGGUUCAUCAGAAAUCUUCGCCAUGAAGGUGAUGAGAAAAGAUAAGAUUAUGGAGAAAAAUCACGCCGAGUACAUGAAGACCGAGAGAGAUAUCUUGACGAAAAUCGAUCAUCCUUUCAUAGUUCAGCUCAGAUACUCCUUCCAGACGAAAUACAGAUUGUACCUUGUUCUAGAUUUUGUUAAUGGAGGUCAUCUCUUCUUUCAACUGUAUCAUCAAGGCCUGUUCAGAGAGGCUGACGGGCGUGUCUACACAGCCGAGAUUGUUUCUGCCGUCAGCCACCUCCACAAGCACGGCAUAAUGCAUAGGGAUCUCAAACCCGAGAACAUCCUGCUCGAUGCAGAGGGACAUGCAAUGCUUACUGAUUUCGGCCUUGCAAAGCAAUUCAUAGGAGAAACAAGAUCAAACUCGAUGUGUGGGACGCUGGAGUAUAUGGCCCCUGAAAUUAUCCUCGGAAAAGGCCACGACAAGGCCGCGGACUGGUGGAGCGUGGGGAUUCUCCUCUACGAAAUGCUUACAGGAAAGCCACCAUUUAUCGGAGGGAAUAAUCGCCAAAAGAUUCAGCAGAAGAUACUCAAGGACAAGAUCAAGCUCCCGGCAUAUUUGUCUAGCGAAGCUCACUCUCUAAUAAAAGGGCUACUGCAGAAGGAUCCGAGGAAGCGACUAAGCUGUGACGAGAUAAAGAGCCACAAGUGGUUCAAGUCAAUAAACUGGAAGAAGCUCGAGGAUCGGGAAAUUCUGCCUGGCUUCAUUCCACAUGUUGAAGGAAAGCAAUGCACGGCCAACUUCGAUGAACGAUGGACUAAAAUGCCAUUGCAGGACUCGCCUGCGUCGAGCCCGAAAGAAAAUCCUUUCCAAGGCUUCAGUUAUGUCCGCCCUGCGAGCCGAUUUCCGCAGGUGAAUUUAUCUUAAAUUACCCUACAUUCUCCUCCAGGCUGUGUCUUUUUUAUUUGUAUCCUAGACCAGAUCGAACUUAAGAAUCCUCUCUUGGUGUAUGUUUCCAUUCCAAGCCCUGUAGUAAGCGUGAUUAUUUUAGGACACCUUUGUUGCAGAACUAUUUGCUUCGAUCCAAUCUUCACUCUGCAUUUGUUAUGUUGUACUUUUUUCU